This is a messenger RNA of Seminavis robusta, 1689 nucleotides long. NCBI's taxonomy places the organism in Eukaryota, Bacillariophyta, Bacillariophyceae, Naviculales, Naviculaceae. The record is from the annotation of a GenBank genome assembly.
GAAACAAAAGAUUGACAGUAAUCAAUCCAUUCACAUCCAAAGAAAUCGAAACCGCACUAUAGUAUUUCGAAGAGGAUGCCACCAUGGAUGGUCCUCCGUGUACUGCAUACCGGUAUCCAUAGUGUUUGAGUACAGGUCGUAGGAGCCACCCACACGGGUAUCCUCCUCUUGUUUGUUUCUCUGCGUAACAACAACAAGGCGGCAGCAGCAGCAAUAACAACAACAGCGCAACAACAACAACAACAACAGCGCAACGACAACAGCGCAACAACAUCGAUCGGCAACUACUACUACUACUACUACUACUACUACUACUGCUACUACUACUACCAUCAUGUCUUCUGUUUGGGUUCAGCUCUACAUUGGUGACGACGAGAGUGGUGGAGCCUUCAAGAUCAAACACAUCCCCGAUGACAUUAGUGACUUGAAGGAGAAGGUCUAUGAAAGAAACAAAGCAAUUCUUGGGCACUGUGUCGAUGCCCAGCUUGUCGUGUACUCCCAUGGAACCAAACCACCUUUCUCCAACGACAACGCUGUGGAUCCUGGUGACGAUGUAUUGGUACCAAAACUCGACUCUGUGCCGGUGGACGAGAUUUCUAUCUACCACACAGGGACCACAUCUUCCUCUCAAGGCAAGGCUAUUGAUCCUGGUGACCCUGUGCCCACCGGCACUAAAUCCAAUAAUCCAUUGAUUGUGGUGGCACCCGCUCCGAAGCAAACAGAUGCUCCAGGAGUUUCUGCAGAGCAGAUCAGUUCACUUGUUGCUUUUGCACAAGAAGAAUUGGAUAACAGGACGAAGCACAAGGCCAUGUCAGAAGCAUCUGUGCAAUUUGCUACAUCUAUAUUGGCUGGGAAUGGUAUCCAGACUGCCGUGGAGGACCCUAUCCGGGAGGCUGGGUCCCUGGUUGAUCCACCAAAGUUUUCAUGGGAAGUCGUUGAUUCGGGCGGCCACGUCUGGAACAAUAGUGAACAUGCCGGUACGCCUGGAGUGGUGAAGUGGGCUAAUGAACACCUGCUGGCUGGGGAGAAAGAGUAUGGCCUCAAGGUUGUAACGGGUGCAGUACUUCCAAAGGUGAAGGGUAACAGGAAAAGUGCAGCCGGAAAAGGUGACAUUGCCAUUGGAAAAUUGGAAAAUAUGGAGUAUGGGGAUACUUUCACUUUUGUGAAUGGUUUAGUUGAACUCAAAACAGAUAGGUCUUCUUGCAAGAAAGGACAAAACUUGCUUGAACUGUUUGCUUUAUCCAUGACAAGCAAAUUUGGGAGAGGUGUUGCUCUUUUGGCCACAGAUUGUGAUGAAACAUGGGAGACCUUCCAUUUCUCAAAAGUGGGCGUUAUUACACACAGGUUUUAUGAUCAUGGCGGAAAAGCGUGGGAAGAUUUCAUGAAGUUGAUCAAGUCUGCAGAAGUACGUCAACUUCAAAACUCUCCUCCAGCUUCACUGGCAACAAUCAAAGAAGACCACAAGGGCGAAGAAGACGAACAGAACUUGGAUGGCUUUGCCAUACCAGCUCACGAAAAAAAAAGACAGAGAGCAUUGGAUGACCAGGCAAUGCUAGAACGCAUUGCUGAUCACCUUGGUGAGCUCUAUGGUGAACGGCCUGUUGUCCCGUCGUGGGCUCAUGCUGAAGCAAGGAUUCCUGACUACUAUGUCUAGAAUCAUGGUGUUAACAGAACAUGCUUAUAAAUAUG